AUGGACCACACCAGGAAACUCGAAAAAUCCCAAGCCAAAAAAGAGAGGUGCCGUCACAAGGAAUUCAAGCGUGGGAAGAAUAUCAAUGAGGCAUUUGACACUCUUCAACAACAUAUCCCAUUCCUUCGAUCCGAUGAGAGAAAAUCGCUUUCAAAAAUCAAGGCGCUUCGUUUGGCGAAAAAAUAUAUUGAGCAUUUGACACAACUGGCAGAGGGUAAUCAAAUGGCGGACCCAGUAUCCAACGAGACGCGUCCUCUGGAAUUGACAGAUUUCCGACAAGUGGUGACAGAUGAGAUGAGAAGCAGAAAUAGUUAUCGAGAGAGGGCAUUCUCUGAAGAAAUGGAGCCAGAAGCUGUUCAAAGGAUUCUGACGAGAGAGCAGAGACGCAGGCGUUUUCCGAUGGAGGUCAAAGAUCAUCAAACCCCUCAAACCCUUCAAAACCAUACUCCUGCUCCUCAAUUUAAUGUCAAUCAAUACAACGUCCAGCAUAUGACUGUCCAAGCCCCCAUGAUGAUGGUACCCCAUAUGGUACCAUAUAUGGAAAACAACAAUUAUCAUUAUUAUCAGACAACAAAUCAAAUAGGGAGUUAUUAUUAUCACUGA
This is a messenger RNA of Caenorhabditis briggsae, 603 nucleotides long. Gene Ontology annotation, molecular function: DNA-binding transcription factor activity, RNA polymerase II-specific; RNA polymerase II transcription regulatory region sequence-specific DNA binding; protein dimerization activity. The coding region runs from base 1 to 603 and encodes 200 amino acids. The record is from RefSeq and is a predicted model, not a curated record. NCBI's taxonomy places the organism in Eukaryota, Metazoa, Nematoda, Chromadorea, Rhabditida, Rhabditidae. Gene Ontology annotation, biological process: developmental process; regulation of transcription by RNA polymerase II. The transcript is spliced from 4 exons.